AUGUCUCGAGCUGUCUUGUUGGAUUGCACAAUUUCGGAAGAGCUGGCCCGUUGUGUAGAAGCCCGCAACAAUAAAGCGGCCUUGUUUGGAACACUGGAGACUUUGGCCAAGAUUGAAGGAUGCACAGCGGUGUACUGGGGAUUGCAGAGUGACAGCCAGAAACACCUGUGGCUCGUUGCAGGCUUUGAAGGCCCUCUAAAACGCUUUAAACUGCCUCUCGACAGGUUGUCGCCGUUCCUUGCCGCGCCGCCUCGGAUUCUCGAGGCAGUUCGCCUCUACGAUCUCUGUUCGCUGGAUUCCAGUAUCGAAGUCACGAUUCACCUCACCCGCUCGAGCAUCACGCACGGCUACCAGCUUCAAGAGCAACCCAGCGAUACUCCUUCUGGCCAUGAGAAAACUCUUCUCAACAGCAACGCUGACGGGGAAGGUUGGGUCGAUUUCCAGGCUGCCAAAUGGACAGGCGAUGUCAGGUUUACGUUCGAGUGCAAAAAACCCUUCGACUGGCUGGAAGCGAUGAAACGGAUCAUACCUUACAUGGCUGAUCCGCCUCGUUCUCCAUUUCUCUCGGCAGAGCAAAUCGAUCUCACUAUGAUACCCCACAAGUUUUCAAUGCCUUCCACGACUUCAUAUUACCGUUAUCUCGAAGCAAUGAAGAGUUCCACGAAUGUCGAGUCUGUCACCGAGAUUUUCAAGAGGAUGAAGGCCGAGGAGACUGCUAACGAGGAUGGCUGGGUUCUUGUCAAUGAAGCAGUCUGA
Molecule: messenger RNA, 756 nt
Organism: Zasmidium cellare ATCC 36951
Lineage: Eukaryota; Fungi; Ascomycota; Dothideomycetes; Mycosphaerellales; Mycosphaerellaceae
Exons: 2
Coding region: 1-756 (251 amino acids)
Source: RefSeq, a predicted model, not a curated record